Trypanosoma brucei brucei TREU927 is the source of this 3309-nucleotide messenger RNA. RefSeq lists its product as hypothetical. The transcript has a single exon. The record is from RefSeq and is a predicted model, not a curated record. Lineage: Eukaryota; Euglenozoa; Kinetoplastea; Trypanosomatida; Trypanosomatidae. Bases 1 to 3309 code for a protein of 1102 amino acids.
AUGUAUGUGUUCUCGCCAGCGCCGCAACAAAAAGAUCCCGGCGGUGGGGUAGAGGUAAAAGUUAAAAGCUCAGAUACGGGAAAUGGAGGGCAGUGCAGUGACGCCCAGUGGAAGGUUAACUUCCUCAGCUGCCUCCGCGGCCCUGCACAGACGUGUAGGUUACUGACCUGCUUAUCGAACACCAUUGUUGACGUAGCGUCAGGGCAGACAAAAGUUGGUAAAACCGCUAAUAGUGAACAAAAGUGUAUUUCUUCUUCUGCAACGGAUCCCGUUGUGCAGGAGUCCUACCUCACAGAGCUCUGCAAAUAUCUUGCCCCUGAGGCGAGUUCGUCCGAUACUGGAGCGUCAACUUCUGCAAAAAAUGAAACUUCUCUGUUGUGUGUGCCUAAGGGAGAAAAGGGCCGAAUGCUCUACUCGACAUUCUUGCGGAUGGCAGAAAUUCCGUACUGGCGUCAAACUCUCCUAGGACCAUUGCUUCGGUGCUGGUGUAGCGAGGGGUGUGACGAGUUGGGCGGCACGUUCCUGCUCGAAGCGAUCGUAAAUGCGAUAGAAAGGGAGUUGUGCUCUUUAAAUAUGUUAGAGCAAAGGCACCCCAUCCCCGAAGAUGCUUCCGGCGGGCCUGAGUUGUGGGACCUAUCCAAGUACGACAAGGCGGAGGCUCGACAGUACGAGGUGUUGAUAAACGAACUAGAGGGUGUGGUUCGAGGGGCCGGAUCAUUUCGUGGAAUAUGCAUCGUGAUGGAUUGCAUUAUCCGUAAUAGUAUCCAGCGUCUGGUGGAGGGCGUGCAUUACGUUGUAUGUGGAAUGUCAGCGAGGGGCGGGGCCCUUCCAACCGGUGGUGUCCGCAUGAAUGAGGAGGUGGUCCGUGUCGUCGAUAGUGUGGUGGCACUAGUAUGGAGAGAAAUCGGUUCAUUUUUUCAGCGGUGUGAGGUGGAUGUGGAGGCGGCGCUGAGCGAAACACAGUGGCUCUUUUUGAUGCUGCUCAUCACAGGUUACAAGGGGGCUCAUGCGUUACUUGCCGCACCUCCCUCUGUAUCUUCGUCUUCGGCAUCUUCUAAUACUGAUACUGCUACUACUACUACUAUUACCGAUCGCAUACAUUUGCGCGCGCGCCGCAUGUUUUUCGAAAAGCUUCAAUCAAAUCUGCGGGAUUACCUUUCCAUGCGCCUGCUUGCAGGUGGUGAUCCGGCCAGUAACUCCUUUGCAUCAGUCCACACCGUGACCUGCCAUCAACCCUUCUUCUGGAGGUGUACUUUGGAAGCGGAAUCAGCCCCUGGUCAUCUGCCACCGGCGCUUUCCGUCAACAUCGUCAUUAAGGAGUGGGUAAAGAAGGAAGCAGCCACAGCAUGGGGGAACGCUGUGCGUGUCGUGCGGUGCUUCGUUCAUGGGCAAAUGGCCGUAGAGGAUGUGCCGCUGACGGCUGUACCUGCAGUCUCGGAGUCCGUUAUUUCCUCUAUUCAGCGGUGUCACCGCCAGCUGGUGGAGCAGCACAUAGAGCACUUGUCGGCUUCACAGAAAUAUUUUUUCUCUGCCGGCAAGCGUCCGCGUGAGGAUGAAGGCAAACACGCUAUGGACGGCGGGUCUACUUGGCUAUCGUAUAUGGUUGAAUUCUUUUUCUGUGUCUACCAUCCGAGCUGCUUUUCGAUUCUAUCGCCUGUGAAGCAAGGGGAGUUUGUCUCGCUUCUUCGUCAGCUACAUGAUAUGAUCCUUUACAAGGGACACGAUGCUUUGGAAGGCUCAAUUGCAUCCCUUUUACCUGGGGAGAAGGCGAGUGAGGUUAAGUUGCGGGAUGAGUUGAUGCAGUGGCACACCCAGUACGUGCACACACGAGUUGUGAAUGCGCUUAGGGAAAAUAGCUUUUUAGUUAUGUGUCUUCUUCACGGUGUUUUCGCACUAUUUAGCCGCGCAGGAAGGACAAACAUACAGGGACAUGAGGUAUUGAAGUGUACUCUUCUCCCAAUCCUGUCAAUCCUUUGCAGUCCUCAGGGUGAGGGUGAGGGUGGGGAGGAGGAUGAGGAAGACGUGACGGCUGUGGAGGAAAAUGCCACAACGGAUGAAACAGAUGCGUUUUUUGUUGACAGGCAGGAGCGGCAACAGUGCAUGAUUUUGCUUGUUACGUCUGGGUUUAUGUCAAUACCGUGGAAUUUGCGCGGUUUGAGGAUACGGCUCCUUCUGUUCGGGAUAUUAGGCACAAGGUUGCGGGAUUCAUUUGGCUCUGAGGGGGCAGCAUCCGAAUUGUACCAACUGCUUUCCGAAGUUGUCAGCGGGCAGCGAACGCCGGAAGAUAUAGCAUCAGAGAUAUUCGGUGAUUGCACGGGUGAUCCCUUUCUCUCUCUGUUGGUUUCUGAAAGGGAGGAUACCGAUGGGGGAACGGUGGUUGACGCGAUGGAGGAUAUUUUACGCCGCGAUGUGCCGGUACAGUUCCCCGCACCUUGUGGGACGCUGCUGCUCAUGUCUGUGUUCCGCACGUUGUCGCAGGAAUUGUUGCGGCUCCGCACGGAGUGGGAACAGCAAAUAAAGCUUUUGAGUGAGAGUGAGAGCGAUUACCUCGGUCGGCAGGCUACGUUUUGCACAACGGAAGAUAUUGUUGUCUUUCGUAUCCUUGUGAGGGUUAUCCAUCAUAUGGUGUUUGGUUUUCAAGUUCAGCCGCUCGGAUUACUGCGGCUUUGGAUAUCCUUCUUAGUGCACUUGUUUGCCUUUAUUGUUCCGCCGUUGACGGAAGAUGACGAGUUGAUUUUACUUGCACCACACGUGCUGGAGCGACGGCUUCAUAAGCAGCAAGAAGAUAAUGACCGAAAGUUGAAUGAUAGUGCGGGAGCAAUCUCAAGCUCCAACUUCCGCCGCUCAGCCAACGAGUCUUCCCAGGGGGAAUUACGAGCAGCGUUAGGCGAGUUACUUGCAGAUCUGGUGCUGAUGCCUCUGUUGGAUGGCGAGGUUGCAAAGCAGUGCCCUGCCGCAAUCCCGUCCCACCCUGGAAGCCGAAUGUGGGUAAAGCAAAAUAUUCGCCGGUCUGCAGAUAUCCUCCUUUUGCAGCGGGUGUUGCCAGCCCAGGUAUUGGAAGAGUUGUGCCUCGCACUCGGUGUAAAUGUUUCAGCCAUGAAUGAUAAAGGACCAAAUGGUGUGAGAGCCACGCGGCAAGUUGGCGGAGGGGUGGGGAAGUCGUUCCUUGGCGUGCUCGGUGUUUUUGCUUUCUGCCAACGACUGGACCAUUUUGUGGUGCCUGGGAGCGUUUCCGAUGACGGUGUGGCGUUGCAUUUGCAGGCUCUCUGGCACGCUGUUGAGGUGGGCUACGCAUCAUCGGCGGUGUGA